AUUAAAUAAUAGAAAAAAAUGUUUUAUUUAAUUAUCUUUUACAGAAUAACAAAUUACGAAAUGACAACAUCUAUGUCUCUUUGGCCUUCUCCCGAAGAAUUUCAGUACAAUUAUCAAUAUUAUGGAUUUAACUAUUCUUCAUUCCGGAAUACGUAUGCUAAAUUGAAUGUAUAUUAUGCCACUUUAGAAGAAACUAUUUAUGCCCAAAGACCAGUUUACCAGAAUAGCGAAUGGUACAGUCAUUUGGGAGGACAGCUUGGCCUGUGGUUAGGAAUCUCACUUCCAGCAAUUUUCGAUUGUAUUGAAACUAUAGUGUUAUUAAUUCAUCAUGCCAUUAUAACACAUACUCGAAAAUCUAGUAGUAAAGAAUAA
Centruroides sculpturatus (bark scorpion) is the source of this 372-nucleotide messenger RNA. RefSeq names its product amiloride-sensitive sodium channel subunit alpha-like. Gene Ontology annotation, molecular function: sodium channel activity. NCBI's taxonomy places the organism in Eukaryota, Metazoa, Arthropoda, Arachnida, Scorpiones, Buthidae. Gene Ontology annotation, biological process: sodium ion transport. The record is from RefSeq and is a predicted model, not a curated record. Gene Ontology annotation, cellular component: membrane. The transcript has 4 exons. Bases 19 to 372 code for a protein of 117 amino acids.